Molecule: messenger RNA, 378 nt
Organism: Funneliformis mosseae
Lineage: Eukaryota; Fungi; Glomeromycota; Glomeromycetes; Glomerales; Glomeraceae
Source: the annotation of a GenBank genome assembly
AUGCCACGCGCUAGAAUUGAGGGCCUUCUUGUCUCAUUUCCAAAAUUGACGAGUACUGGACAGCAGCAUACUACAAUUGAAACCGAACAUGUUCGUUACGUCUAUCAACCCCUUGAUGAAUUAUACAUGGUUCUUAUUACCAAUCGCCAAUCUAAUAUCUUGCAAGAUAUUGACACUCUACAUCUAUUUGCUCGUGUGGUAUCGGAUGUUUGUCGAUCCAAUGACGAAAGAGAGAUUUUGAAAAAUAGUUUUGAACUUUUGAGUGCUUUUGAUGAAAUUGUUUCAUUAGGUUAUCGAGAAAAUGUAAACUUGGCACAGGUCAAGAGCAUCACAGAAAUGGAAAGUCAUGAAGAAAAGAUUCAAGAAAUAAUAGCAAAA